CUAGGAGACUGUCUCACUCUUGGUAGAGGAAACGUACAAUUCACUUGCAGCAUUUCUGCUCCGCGCCGGUACAACGAAGAUACUUUGGUCCAAUGGGGUUACGCAGAAUAUUGUAGCAACCUGCGUCUGCAUAGCGUCUAAAUGCAAUGUUGCCGAGGUGAAUUACGCGCAAACCCUAACUCGGAAGUCUACCGCCAUACUAUAAUCGGCAUGUGAGCACAGCUGAGCAGUUUGCGGAGAAGGAGCUGCGCUCGGACACAAGGGCCAUUGCCGCUUGGAAUCCCUGCGUUGGAGUGCUGAAAGGACAAAACGCACAGCUGUUUGUUCGGCCGUGGGUAGACGAAUGGGGUGCAGCUCAAGCAAAGGGUACGAUGCUCAUCAUGGCUUGGAACAAGUGAGCCAUGAACUCGUUAAGAAAUCUGCAGCGCUAAAGGCCGAGGCGCUGCGGGUAGCGGAUGAAAUGAUGGCACAGACCAAGGGCAGGCGGUUUCACGAGUUUUACACCCGAUUGACACUGACGAGCUACGGGGCGAGUUGUAAAGUGCUAACAGCGUAUCAUCGCACCACAAGCAAAAAAGUCGCAGUCAAGACCAUACCUAAGAGUCGCAAACAACAGGAGCGUCAGCGUCAAAGGGUUAAGCAGGAGAUUGGAACUUUCCGCAUGGUCGAGGAUCACCCAAAUGCUGUGCGGGUUUUGGAGAUUUUUGAGGGUGCUGAGUGUUACUACAUUGUCAUGGAGUGCUGCGAAGGCGGCGAGUUAUUUGACCACAUCAGCAAGAAGCAGGGCUGCUUCACUGAGCGGCAGGCGGCCCAGCUGCUGCGGAGUCUGAUGCUCUUCCUGGCGCACAUGCACGCCAAGGGGAUAGCGCACCUGGACAUCAAGCCCGAGAACCUGAUGUUCGACAGCGAGGGGGCGGCGGGGGUGCUCAAGGUGCUGGACUUUGGAUCCUCCGUGUUCGUGCAGCCCAAUGAAACGGUCCGCAACGCCUUCGGCACGGUGCGCUACGCCUCCCCCGAGAUGGCCAACGACGUGUGCGGGCAGAAGGCGGACGUGUGGUCGGCGGGUGUGGUGAUGUACAUCCUGCUGUGCGGCCGCGCGCCCUUCCUGCGCAGCAACGACACGGAGACGCUCAACCUGAUCAAGAGCGGCCCGAGGGUGCGGUUCAGCGGGGAGAGGUGGACGGCCAUAUCCAGUGCCGCCAAGGAGUGCAUCCGCGCCAUGCUGGACCCCGACCCGCGCUCCCGCCCCACCGCGGUGGAGGUGCUGGCCAUGCCCUGGCUCAAACAGCAGGUCCCCGAGACCAUCAUCCUUCCCGACACGCUGCAGCACCUGCGCACCUUCGCCAACCAGAGCCGCAUCCGUCGGCUGCUGCUGGGUCUGAUGGCUGACCAGCUGGUGGGCAGUGGGGCCAACCAGCUGCUGGGGCAGUUCUACAGCAUGGACAAGGACUUCAGCGGCACGCUGGAGGUGGCGGAGCUGGUCAAGGCGGCGCAGGAGGCCAUCCCCGAGCUGACGGAGGAGGAGAUCAACCGCAUGUUUGAGGCGCUGGACGUGGACCGCACGGGUACGGUGGACGUGAAGGAGUUCUUCGCGGGGCUGAUCCAGACCAUUGACGAGGAGAAGCAGACGCUGGUGGCGCAGAAGAGCUUCACCAUACUGGACAAACGCGGCUCCGGCUACGUGACCAAGGAGGUGUUCAUGGAGGUGCUGCUGGAGCGGGUGCAGCAGGGGGCGCUGCGCACACUGGAGCAGCAGCAGGGGGGAGGGGCAUCACCGCCGGCACCUCUGCCAAACCAGCAGCAGCAGCAGCAGCAGUACCCUCCCCUCGCCGCCGCCAAGCAACCCGCGACGCAGCAGCAGCAGCAGCAGGGGCAGCAGCAACCCUCCUGGGGCCACCCAGGGGGGCAGCAGGGGCAGGGGCAGCAUGUCGGGGGGCAACCCCCACCCCACCCGGGGCUGCAGGACCCCCACCCCCUCCCCCCCAACCCCUUCCACACCUCCCAAGGCGGCUGGAAGCAGCAGCAGCAGCCCCAGCCCCAACAACAACAACAGCAACCCCCGGCCGGUGUUGGUGGCGACCCCCCGCCCCAGCCCCCUCCCCCCCCUGAGCCCCAGCCCCCCAGCAGUCGUCGUCGUUCCUCCGCUGAGGGCGGCGAGGGGCCGCUACUGCUGGACCCCGCGCUGGUGGCGGAGCUGGAGGCGGAGUUUGCGCAGCUGGACGCCAACGGGGACGGAGUGCUGAGCUUCGAGGAGUUCAAGGCCAUCCUGGGGAUACAGUCGACACCGGAGGGGCUGCAGCUGGCCCAGCCUCAACUGGCAGCGGUGCCCUCCCUGCAGGAGGGCAUGGAGAAUCUGGCCCACACCCUGCGCACCCGCACCCGCACCGCCUCCGCAGACGACCAUGUGCACUACAUCACCGCAGCGGCCGGAGGUGGAGGUGGCGGCAAUGACAGCGGCAAUGGGGCCGGUGGUGGUGGUGGCGGUAUUGGCGGCGGGCGGGCUGGCUCCACCAUGGGCUGCCGGGCGCAGUCGCUGAGCAGCGGCGGAGGCCUGUUCAGAGCGCGCAGCGGGCAGCACCCGCGAGGGGGGGAGUACAGCGGGCCGCUGGCGUUUGUCGGGGGGAGCGGGGCGGGAGCAGGCGGAGGAGGGGGUGGCAGUGUGACGGGGGUGCAGCAGCUGGGGCGGGGCAGCACGGGCGGCAGUCGUGCGGCGUCGGUGGGUGUGGUGGACCGGGCGGCGCUGGAUCUGGAGCUGCCGUACGACCUGGGGACGAGGGACCUGCUGCAGCUGCUGGCGCCGGCGAAGCGGUCGCCGAGCAUGAGGGGCACGCUGGGCAGCAGCACCCCGCAGCCAGCACCCCGCAGAUGACCAUGAUGAUCCCCCGCUCCCAGUCCCAACAGCCCUUCAGCCACUCGGGCGCCCUCUACCGGAGCAGCGCCGGAGCAGCCCCCGGCGGGGGAGGAGGCGGAGGACUGGUCUGCACCAGCGUAGCCGGCUUCCGCCUGCCCUCCAAACGCCACCCGGGCGGCAGCAACGCGCGCGACGCCGCCGCCCCUGCUGCCCCCGUCAUCCAGCGCGCCGCCUCGGUGGGCCUCUCCCGCACCGGCUCCUCCUCCGGCCGCACCACCUCCAUCCCCACGCUGCUGCUGCUGGAGAAGGUCCCCUCCAUGCGCGCACCCUCGCUGCCGCCGCUACUGGCGGCUCGCAGCGCACGCGGCGCCGGGGGGCUCAAGGCGGUGGAUGCGUGGGACGGACCGCUGCCGCCGCCGGUGCAGCCGCUGCAGCAUGCGCCCUCGCAUAAGGGGGUGGCGUUUCGGACGGGGAGUAGUGAGGACGCCGGGGAGGGGGAGAGCAAGGGGCCUGGUGCGUCAGGGGCCGGGGCGGAGGCGGCGGAGGCGGCGGUGCUGCCUGGCGUGCUGCCUCCGCCGGCCCCAGGGUCGGAGGCCUGCUCGAGGAGUAGCGUGGAGCUGCUGUCGGCGUCCAACCGCUGGCGGCAGUCGUGUUGCGGGGAGAGCAGCCUCCACCUGGCAGAGCCCUCGGCGGUUGCGGCGGGGAAGGGGUCGGGCGCCACUGCCCUCACGUCGCCCAGACCGCUGCAGCCCCAGCAGCCGCCGCCGCAGCGCACAUCCAGCUUACGGCUAGGGUUUCCGGCCUCACCCCUGGUUGCCGCGGGGGCUGCUGUUUCACCCGGGGGCGGCGGUAAGGCCACGCCGGUGGUGGCAGCGGCGGUUGCGGAGGGCCAGGGUCAUGGUCAACAUGCGGAGCUAUCGCCCCUGGUGGCGGGCAUACCCGGCAGCUCGGAUUUGAGCAGGCGGCUGCUGCUGGCUGACUGCGGGGCGUAGGGGUGAAAGGAGGUGGGGGUGAGGGUGGGGGUGCGGUUGAGUAGCGGUGUUCUUGUGUGCUGCUGCCGUAGGUUGAGGUGCGGGUUUGUGCUGUCUUCAUGGUGUUACCUGUCAUGUUACAUUACAGUCUGGGAGAAGCGGGCCGUUCGGCCACCAUGCAUGCUCUCGCUCGGCACAGGGUUGGUGGUGGUGUUCUUGGAGCAGUCGCCUGCCUGGCUGGCUGGCUGGCUGGCUGGCUGGCUGGAACACCUUGCAUGCUGACACUUCGUAUGACGGUUACUAUUAUGCGCUCCCCUGCCAUGUUCCCAAGUUGCUGGUCAAGUUACUACAGCUACUAAAGAAGAAAGGUCAGGUUGACACUCGCGGUUGAGCCCUCGCGGCGAGCCAAAGGCUGCCGCCUCCUUUCUUAUGUCGUACGCAGCUAGGUGCAACACACCUGUUGUCGGGGGCGGCUGUUGCGCCGCUCGGUUGCUGUUGUGGUAGAAUGCAAUGCGGAGAGGCGCGGUGACGGAUGUGGACCUUACCGCCCCUCGCCUCUAGGUUAUUUCAAUGUGAGCUGUUGAAUAGAGGCGCGGGAAGUCGGCUUACGUAUCUGGCGUCUUGCGGAAAGGGGAGGUGUGAAGGUUUCUUGGGCAGGGUUUUGAGGGCACAAAGGAGGAAUUAGGGCGUGGCAGCAGUUGGCCCGCCGUUCCGUUGCACCUUUCGACACAGUAGCAGGAUUGGAGCAGCUGAAUCCGCGUUGCGGCAUGUUGGACAUAUGGUUUCUUUCUUCUCGGUCAACAGUAAUCGCAUGUGUACAUACACAGUUAAUUUUGUUGGGGCGCGAAGCCGCAAGAGGUAUCGUACGGGGUUUUUUGAAAUGGCGUUGCCUCGGGUCCCGCUGGUCUCGCGCAUAUGUUUGGUACUUGCAGCAUCAUAAGUGAUUGUGCGUUCCCUUGCGUUGGUCGGUUAAUUUAUACAAUCGGUGUCGUUAUGCCCGGUUUGUGUAAUAUGCUAUUCUCUAACCGCUUGUACUGUGGAGGUGGUGUGGAAAGUGUUGUACAUGUUGAAGAGGGCCUGGUCAUUGACCGGUGGUCCCAACAUCGGUAGUUGGGUUUAUCAAGUGCUGCUGACGUUCAAGUUGCCGUCGCGUGGCGUGCGUGAAGUGGAUUGGGCUGCGCUGGUGUGUGGUUUAGCGGCAUCUAGGACAGAACGAAUGCCCCUUUGGUACCAUGGGGAUAUGACGCGGAUUCGUUGCCCCGGGGUUUGCCCGGUGCGUUUACAGGGACGGGGUGUAGGCUCUGAAUGCUGACUGUGUAUUGACAUCAGAACCCUGUCAGAACUGUAUUUAAACAGCAGCCCCGCGGCUCCCUAGCAGCGGGCGCUGGGCAGUAGUGAUGCGGGGCCCGCGGUGUGUUGGGAAUUUGGCAAGGCCGUUUGUUGGUUGCUGCCGGUUCGCCGUCGUUUGGAGGCUCCCCGUUCAUAUUGCUGACCUCGUCCUUAUGUCGGAUUGCAGGAUUGCAUGGCGGAAAGCAUGGCUUCGUACUGUCGUGCCGCAUUCGGGGUAUGGUACACAUCUGCAAUUCUGCACACACAGCAUAUGAUGAGGUGAACCGCAAUUGUGUUCGUUUUUUGGCCUUUGCAACAAACAAGUUGUCCUUAACGGAUAGGCCGUUUUUAUGCAAGGUUUGCUCAGUACUGCGAACCUGGUCCCUGUACGGCAACAAACUAUGAUGCGUUUCGUGAUAUAAAACGUGACUCCGCAGCAUCUGGCUAGGUCAGACUCCCGAACAUGCCUGCAUGCGCAGCAGAGCCGGGUGCGGCGGGAGGCCAUUCGACCUAACAUCCCGACAAAUAAAAUAACUUAUGCAGCGCAGCACACACCAAUCGGAUCACACCCCCCAACCUCCUUUGCUGACUGCUGCAUAUGCCACUUGGCUCAGCGCUCUCCUGCCUUGCUGGUGCCGGGCGGCGGCGCUUGGCAGCGGCAGCAGGUGCAAGAUAACCUGCCAGAAAUCCAGCCAUCCUUCGGGAAAUCGGGACAUUCCUUCUG
Astrephomene gubernaculifera is the source of this 5875-nucleotide messenger RNA. The record is from the annotation of a GenBank genome assembly. NCBI's taxonomy places the organism in Eukaryota, Viridiplantae, Chlorophyta, Chlorophyceae, Chlamydomonadales, Astrephomenaceae.